This is a messenger RNA of Acanthosepion pharaonis, 951 nucleotides long. The record is from the annotation of a GenBank genome assembly. Lineage: Eukaryota; Metazoa; Mollusca; Cephalopoda; Sepiida; Sepiidae.
AUGCUUUCUUUCUUGAUUUUCUUCUUCAACAAUUCACUUUCCAUUUCUGUUUUCUUCCUUCAUUUAUUCUCAUUACCACAUUUCGCUAUUUUUUUACUUCUUUCUUUUUUUUCUUUCUUUCUUUCUUUCUUUCUUUCUUUCUUUCUCGUUUUCUUCGCUUUUUCUGUUUUCCACUUUCUUUCUUUCCUUCUUUCUUUCUUUCUUUUUUCCUUUCUUUCUUUCUUUCUUUCUUUCUUUCUUUUUAACAAGCUUUUCCGUUCCUAUUUUUUAAUUUUUUCUUUCUUUUUUCUUUCUCUUAAUCAUCUUUUUCUAUUCCCCAUUUCUUUCUUUCUUUCUUUCUUCGCCUUUUCUAUGUUUUCUACUCUCUUUCUUUCUUUCUUUCUUUCUUUCUUUCUUUCUUUCUUUCUUUCUUUCUUUCUUUCUCGUUCUCUUUGUUUUUCUAUGUUUUCCACUUUCUUUCUUUCUUUCUUUCUUUCUUUCUUUCUUUCUUUCUUUCUUUCUUUCUACUCAUUUUCUGUUUUCCACUUUCUUUCUUUCUUUCUAUCUUUCUUUCUUUCUUUCUUUCUUACAUUCUUCAUUUCUAAUAUUUUAUCAUCCCGCUCUUUUUCGCUCACUUUUUUCUUUCACUUUGAAACAUUUUCUUUUUUCUUCCCAGUCUCAUUUUCCUACUCUUUCACUCUUCCUUUUUCUCACGCAUUAUUUCUACUUCUCCGCUUUCCACUCUCACAUUAUUCUUCCUGCCUCUCACUCUUUUUACUUUUCCUCUGCUUCUCUUCUUUCCAUUUCCCCCCUCUCUCACUCUCUCUCUCUUCUUUUCCCCUACCCUUGUCUCUCGUAAGCAAAUGCCCACUUUCACUUCCUUACACUCCAUUUCACUCCCCCAUACGCUCCGAUUCCUUGUUCUUUACAUUUCGCUGCUCAGCUCGUCCGCUAAACUCUUUCGAUUCCUAA